Messenger RNA from Pedinophyceae sp. YPF-701, 594 nucleotides. Lineage: Eukaryota; Viridiplantae; Chlorophyta; Pedinophyceae. The record is from the annotation of a GenBank genome assembly.
AUGCCCGUCACAAUUGGCAAGCCCGCGCCGUCCUUCGAGGCAACUGCCUUGGUUGAUGGCAAGAUCACCAAGGUCUCCUUGGAGCAGUUCAGCGGCAAGUACGUCGUCCUCUUCUUCUACCCGGCGGACUGGACGUUCAUCUGCCCCACGGAGAUCCACGCGUUCUCAGACCGCAUCCAGGAGUUCAAGGACAUCAACUGCGAGGUGCUGGGGUGCUCGGUAGACAACGUGCACUCCCACCUGCACUGGGCGCAGACUCCACGGAACAAGGGCGGGCUCGGGGGCUGCACGUUCCCGCUGCUGUCGGACAUCACCAAGUCGAUCGCCCAGGACUACGGCUGCCUAGUGGACUUCGGGGACGACGCCGGCCUCGCCCUCCGCGCCCUGUACAUCAUCAGCCCUACCGGCGUGGUGCGGCAGGCGACGGUCAACGACAUGCCCGUGGGGCGCAGCAUCGACGAGACGCUGCGCCUCGUCAGGGCCUUCCAGUUCACGGACGAGCACGGCGAGGUGUGCCCGGCGAACUGGACCCCCGGUGCGAAGACCAUGAAGGACGACCCUGUUGGCUCUCUGGACUAUUUCAACAGUUUGUGA